This is a messenger RNA of Cylindrotheca closterium, 1212 nucleotides long. The record is from the annotation of a GenBank genome assembly. Lineage: Eukaryota; Bacillariophyta; Bacillariophyceae; Bacillariales; Bacillariaceae.
AUGAAGUUCACAGGAUUGUUUUCCAGUUGUCUCUUGGUUCUGUCCACCUCGGCGGGGACCCAAGCCUUUGUGCUGCCCAACAAAAGCAUUUUAAAAUCGGUAGAACUUUUGGCCAUGGACAUUGGAAUGGAAAGUCGAUUGGAUGGUAUCCAACGAUCUUACAAUGCCUUGACCGAGCGAUUGGGAGAUCCCGAUGUGAUUGGCGACUCCAAAUUGCUACAAAAAGUAAUGUCGGACAGAGCCCAAAUUGAAGAAACGGUCUUGGCGUACGAAGAGUACUGUCGUUUGAAGGAAGAAUCGGCAGGUGCCAAGGAACUCUUUCAAGAGGCUGGUGAUGAUCCAGAAUUGAAAGAAAUGGCACGAGCGGAAAUGAAGGAGAUUGAACCUCAGUUGGAUGAGCUCGAAGAAAAGAUGAAGGUUCUGCUUCUUCCAAAGGACCCAAAUGAUGAUCGUAAUAUCAUGCUUGAAAUUCGUGCCGGAACUGGUGGAUCAGAAGCUUCUAUUUUUGCUGGAGAUUUAGUAGAUGUCUACCGCAAGUACAUUAACUCUCAAGGGUGGCAAGCUAAGAUUAUUGACGAAUCCAGUGGAGAUGAUGGAGGUUUCAAAAACAUUGUCAUGCAAGUAAAUGGUGACAGUGUCUACUCCAAAAUGAAAUGGGAAGCCGGUGUGCAUCGAGUCCAACGUGUGCCAGCGACCGAAUCGCAAGGCCGUGUGCACACUUCCACAGCGACCGUUGCCAUUAUGCCAGAGUGUGACGAUGUCGAUGUCAAUAUCGACGCCAAGGAUAUUGAAAUGUCCACCAUGCGAUCCGGUGGUGCUGGAGGACAGAAUGUCAACAAAGUUGAAACAGCUGUUGAUUUGCUGCACAAACCAACAGGCAUCCGAAUCAAGUGUACACAAGAGCGAUCUCAAUUAAAAAAUAAAGAGUUGGCGAUGCAGAUGCUCCGAAGCAAAUUGUUUGACAUGGAAAACGAAAAGCGAGAAAUGGAAGAGCGUGCUCGAAGAGGGUCUCAAGUUGGAACGGGCGGUCGAUCCGAAAAGAUCCGAACCUACAACUGGAAGGAUUCUAGAUGCAGUGAUCACAGAAUUGGACAGAAUUAUCCUCUUUCUCAAUUUCUGAAUGGUGACAUUGAUCCCAUGAUUAGUGCUAUGAUCAUGAAGGAUCAAGAAGAAAAGCUCAAGGAAUUGUCAGAAGAAUCUGCUGCUAGCUAA